Messenger RNA from Ophidiomyces ophidiicola, 1152 nucleotides. RefSeq lists its product as uncharacterized. The record is from RefSeq and is a predicted model, not a curated record. The coding region runs from base 1 to 1152 and encodes 383 amino acids. NCBI's taxonomy places the organism in Eukaryota, Fungi, Ascomycota, Eurotiomycetes, Onygenales, Onygenaceae. The transcript has 3 exons.
AUGACGACUAGAAGCCCUACCCACGCAGGAUCAUGGUACUCCAACAACGCUUCGAUCUUAGCCGCCCAGCUCGAGAAUUGGAUGAGCCGAGUGCCAAAUGAAAUCGAAGGCGUGGGGACCUUACCGGUUACUGGAGCCAGGGUGAUAAUUGCUCCCCAUGCAGGAUACACCUUUUCAGGAGCCUGUGCUGCCUACGCCUACAAGUGUCUCGAUCUAUCUAAGGCGAAACGCAUCUUUCUUAUCGGGCCUUCUCACCACCACCCAUUCUCCAAAAUUGCUCUCCCAGAGCUAUCUGCUUACGCUACCCCGCUCUCUCCAGAUCCCCUCCCCAUCGAUACAGACAUAGUUACCCAGCUGCUGGCGGGGACGAAAAAUGAUCCUGUUCGCUUUACGACAAUGAACCAGGCAAUCGAUGAAGCUGAGCACAGUCUGGAGCUUCACCUCCCAUACAUCCACUACCUCCUCCAACGCCUUUAUCCUAAUAAACCAGCGGCUUCUUACCCAAAACUUGUACCAAUGUUGGUUGGAAGUACGUCUGCGAAUUCAGAACAGGCAUUUGGGAAGGUGUUAGCUCCGUACCUGGCCAACCCAGAGAACGCUUUCGUUGUCUCUUCCGAUUUCUGUCACUGGGGAAUGCGGUUUGCAUAUACAUACUAUCUCUCGAAUGGACCUGCUCCACAGCUCGGCUUUCCUUUAUCGUUUGAUGCUUUACCUCAGCCGUGUAACGUAUUGCAACGUAACAACGCGAGAGUAGAAAUUGCAUCCGCCGAUGGUGGCCGCAGCUUGCGUGCGGGUAAUGACUUCCCAGAGACAGGCGACAAUCUCGCUAUACAUGAAAGUAUCUCAGUCUGCGAUAUUGCCUGCAUGGCGGCCAUCGCUUCGAGUCAUUCCCGGGUAUUUCUUGACGCCAUCCAAACAACGGGAAAUACAAUCUGUGGAAGACAUCCCAUUGCAGUCAUCAUGGCGGCGAUCGAGUUCGCUUUAGGCACAGCCAAAGAGAAUAACACAGAUCCCAUGAUGAAGCCUGAAGAUCAGACUCCGACUGAUUUAUACCCAGGAUCGUUCUAUUUCACACGAUAUGAGAGGAGCUCACACUGCCAAGUGAUGUGGGAUAGCUCCGUUAGCUACGUCUCUGCUUUUGCGGUUUUGUGA